AUGAUGAACUUUACCUUGGUAACAGCUUUACUCUGUACCUUCAGUUGGAUCUCUGUCUCAGUUUCUGAAUUUCACACUGUGGAGGUUCAGCCUGGUGAAGAAGUCACACUGAUGUGUUCCAACUUUAGCAGUUUUCCCUCCAACAUAAUCUGGUUCAAUCUGGACAACAGAUCCAAUGCCAGCUGCAUCUCCUCUAUGUUCAGCUCUGAUGCCAAUGCUUCGUUCUGUGAAGGAUUUCAAAACAGCAAAUUUAAUAUGACGUCCAACACCACGACCAUCUUUCUCAAGAUCAAACAAGUGGAUUUAUCUGACUCUGGACUGUAUUUCUGUGGAUUUUACUCAUAUGGAAACUCAGUAAUCAUCAAUGCAACUUAUUUAAAGGUUCAAGAAGCGUCUGAUGGAAUGACAAAGGUAACGAUUGUUGUCCUGUGUGCUGUGAUAAUUUUCGUGGUUAUAGUCGCCAUCGGUCUGGGUGUCAAAAUAAGGAAUCUCCACACAGCACAUAAAGAGGAAUGGAAUCAACAACACAGUGAGAAUCUGGGCUCUGAUGCCCUGAACUAUGCAGCACUGAGUUUCCGCCCAAAAGCAAUAAGCAGCAGAAGGCCUGAAUCAGAAAACCAGAUGGAGCCAAAUGUUGUAUAUGCUGCCACCAGAUAGACUCAGGAAACAUCUGGAACAGCAGCUCAGAGUGGAACUGAUGAUUUAUCAUAUCAAACUUCUAUUAAAGGAGGAUUUACCAUCAAAAAAGUCUAAUUUUGUAAUAAAGAUUCUGUAUUCAUCCAAAGUGUGCUAUCUCUGCUACAAUUUAAACUGUCCAACCAAAGGCACCCUAGUUAUUUUGCUUGUUUUAGAGUAAAAGAUUGUGAUUAGUGGUUGAUGGAGGAGGAGCCAGUAAUGACAUUGGUGACUAGUCUCUUUUAGUGAGAGUUGGAGAGAUGGAGUUCUGCAGCAGUGGUUUGCAUGUUUGGCAGGAAGUGUGUGGUGUGAGCACA
Messenger RNA from Micropterus salmoides (largemouth bass), 992 nucleotides. RefSeq lists its product as uncharacterized. Lineage: Eukaryota; Metazoa; Chordata; Actinopteri; Centrarchiformes; Centrarchidae. The coding region runs from base 1 to 657 and encodes 218 amino acids. Gene Ontology annotation, biological process: response to bacterium. The record is from RefSeq and is a predicted model, not a curated record. The transcript is spliced from 5 exons.